Molecule: messenger RNA, 2432 nt
Organism: Parasteatoda tepidariorum (common house spider)
Lineage: Eukaryota; Metazoa; Arthropoda; Arachnida; Araneae; Theridiidae
Product: putative nuclease HARBI1
Source: RefSeq, a predicted model, not a curated record
UUGUAAAAUUAUUUACUGCUUAAAAAAAAGUUGCAAAAUUUACCUGAAAUGAUAAAAUAAAUUUAAUGUGCGUAACGUAACUGCCGUAUUUCUCUAAAAUAUAGGUAAUAAGUGCGCAAUGCUGAUCGCACUCUCAAAAUCGUAACAUAUUUUUCGUUAAUGAAGCUGUUUAACAAUAAUGUGAAUUCAACUAUUCAUAUAUUGCUUAAGAAUUUUAAACAAUUAAUUAUUAUUUUAAUUGCAUAUAUAUAUAUAUAGAGAGAGAGAGAAAUAAAACAAAAAUAUCUAAAUAACAAAAUAAGUUGACAGAAAGUAAUUAUUAAUUUGUAGGGAAAUAAAUGUGGCAUGUGGGUAGUACUUAUUUUGCGAAAUUUUGUACAACAAUGUAUAAAUAAUCAUUGUUAAACUCACAAAAAAGUACUUAUAAUUGCAAUAAUUUUCAAACAAAUUAAAAUUUCGAAGAGAAAAAAAGUCAAUUUUUAGUUUACAUUUGAAAUUGACCCUUUCAUUUUGCGCAAUUUUAACAGGUAUAAUACGUAGCGUACAAUGGAUCUGGAGCCCCAAAUAAGUUUAAUAUAAAUUAUAGUAAAACAAACAGUAAUAGUUAAACAAAAAUAGUUGGCGAUAACUGAACAAAAGUGUUUUAAAUAUCUCUUAAAGUCAAAAGAGAAAAUGUUACAAAAAAUAUUGUUAAGUACAUAUUGUAAUAAUAAUAUUGUAAAUCGCCAAUUUACAGGUAAAUACUGUUAUAACUUAUAUUUAAGCAAGCAAAUGGAACUUAAAUAUUCAAUAUGAAGACUGAAAAAAAAUGUCUUCUAAUUUUUAUGAUAUAUCUGUGUGUUUGUGUGUUAUAUAUAUCACAAAAUUAAACGAAAUAUUUACUUUGAUACAUAAGCUAUUUUUAUUAUCAACGCAGCUUGUUCAUUUGAAACAAAAUUUUUUAUUAAAAAUUUAAAAUUAGGAUUUUUUUAUAAUUACCACAGAAUAAUAAGAAAAGAAAGCAAAAAUGAAGCCUGGACAUUUCCUGUUUGUGGCACAUCUGGAGAAAACACAUUAUCUGGGGGAGAUAGUAAUCUUACACCUCCAAAUUUUAGUACUUUCAUCCACGAAUCAGAAGAAAAGGCGCGAAACUUUUCCUAUUCUCCUUGCUAUGCGAGGGAAAAAAAUUUUUGUUUAUUCUGUAAUAUAUUCUUCUAGUUUGAAAAAAUGCAAGCGGAAGAAACGAUAGCAGUUUUAGCUCUUUUAGUUCGCAGAAAAAGAAAAGAACGCAAAUUUCAAAGAUUAUGGCGUCAUCCUUUAACUGAUAAGCGCCAUAUAUUUGGCCAUUAUUACACUCUGCACAAUGAGUUAAAAAACCAUCCUUCAAAAUUUAAAGAAUUUUAUCGAAUGUCCAAAGAAACAUUUCAGGAACUUUUGCAAAUAAUGGGGCCUUCAAUCACAUCCAAGAGCAGUUGUGCUAUUCAUCCAGAAGAAAAGCUUAGUGUGACUAUAAGGUACCUAGCCACCGGUGCAAGUUUCGGAGAGCUGUACUUUGUAUUUCUGCGUGGCAAAACAACUAUGAGAAAAAUAGUUAGAGACACGUGUAAACAUCUGUGGACUGUUUUAGCUCCCAUCUUUAUGGCACCUAAGACGGAAGAAGAUUGGUUAGCAAUAGCUGAAGAGUUUUACGAGAUCACAAACUUCCCAAAUUGUGUAGGUGCCAUAGAUGGGAAGCACAUCCGAAUCGAAAAGCCUGAAGGAGCAGGAUCACAGUUUUUUAACUAUAAGGGCUAUCAUUCAAUUGUGUUAUUGGCCCUAGCCGAUGCAAAAUGCCGUUUCACGGCAGUGGAUGUUGGAACCUUUGGUUCCGCAAGUGAUUCGGCGGUUUUUCGAGCGUCGAAUUUCGACAAAAAAUUGAAAGCCAAAGGUCUCAACAUACCAAGUGUGGAUACUCUGCCAUUCGACAGAGACGGCAAAAAAAUGCCUUUCGUCAUUGUAGGUGAUGAGGCUUUCGGUUUGUCAAAAGACGUUCUGCGGCCUUUUUCGAGGCAAAGAAUUAACAUCAAACAAAGAGUUUUCAACUACCGCCUUACGCGAGCCAGGAGGGUGGUUGAGUGCACAUUUGGCAUUUUAGCAAAAAAAUUUAAAAUUUUUAAUAGAUCCAUCGAUGUGGGGUUAGAGUUUGCUAAUGAAAUCGUAAUGGCAGCAUGCAUUUUGCAUAAUUUUAUAAGACAUUUCGAUGUGAUCGAAGAAGAAAUAGAAUUGUCUCUUUGUUCCCUGGACAGUAUUAGAGUUCAGGGAGCAAAUAAUACUGCCAUUGGGGGGUCUGACAAUAUAAGGGAAUAUUUUGCGGAGUACUUUGUAUCACCCUCUGGCUCCGUCUCUUGGCAGUAUAGUAAAUUAUAAUUAAUAAAUAAUUAAAAUAUAUCAAACAAUAAUAUUUAUUAUUUUUG